AUUUGUUGGCAGGGAAGAAUGUGGGGUGGGGGGGAGAAAAGAAACACUUGUUGAUCCAACCUGUUCAGCAAAAGCAGGGGAGGGAGUAGAGGGUGUCUCAUGUGCAGUGUAUGCAUAACAUGCCCACCCCCCUGCCUAUAUCCUGCGCUAUAUGGAGCGAUUUCCAUUCCCCCUUCUACUCAUUCAUCAUCAUAAUGAUGCCGCCACGGUGGUGGGAAAUGAGAGCAGUCAGACGUGAAAAGCCUCUUACUGUAUUUCUGGCUCGUGGCUUGUCAAGAUCCACAAUUUGAAAUUGGAUUCAGAAAUUAGGAGAGGCUGCACUAAAUGAGUGUUAUUGUUGUCUUAAUGACAGAAAAAUGUGAAUCCCCACAAUGCAAUGCAUGUUCUAUGUGAAUCCUUCAUCAGAGGCUCCACUCAAGAGUGCUUCGAUUGGAGGUGGAGGGCUCUCACUGUCACACUUCAAAUGCAUCACUUGAACACAUCUUAUAUUUUCUUUCUUAAAAAAACAAUGAAGAGAGGGGAAUCGUAGCCCACGUCCCGUGGUUGUUAGAGAAGAAGCCUUGGUGUCUACUCUGUUUCCUGUUUGCAUCUACAAAGAUUUAAACUUGCGCUUCAGGUGCCCAUAUUGACUCAAAAUUGGGCCAAGUAAACGCACCCCGCAUAAUCUGCAAAGUUAUCUCAACUCUGAAACCUUUUUUGUUUCUAUUCGGGUGAAAGUGCUGAAUUUAUGAACGGCAGGAAAUUGAAAGGUAUGUACCUUUUCCUCAUUACUGGUAAUUUGGGGCAUGCUAAUUUAGGCUAAUUAUUUUUGCAGAAGGUUACAAAUCUUAUGGUUCAACACUUGCAUUAAUUAUUAUGAUGACUAGUUAUUAUUGUCAUCUUCAUAAACCUUAGAUAAUCUCAAAUUAGGUGGAGGAACAAUUCCAUUAAUAUUGGUAGGUACAAUUAAUGUUUGUGCUUUAUAAUUGCUACCUGAUCUAAGGGACCGCUGCUUUUUAUGCUGUGCCUUUUACCUUCUGAAGCCACGCAGCUUGAAUAUUAAAAACCCAAUUAACUGUGUUCUGAUUAACUGCUGUUUAAAGAUACCUUUCAAGAGAUUCAGACCCUUUUUAAGAUGUUCAAGCCUAUCUUGAAAGGUCAUCAAGGUGAUUACUUUGUUUACACCAAUUUUAUAUUGUUCAGUAACUUGCAGGAAGAAACUACUGUAUGUGUGUUUACUCACAGAAGGAAGUCCCACAGAGUUUCUCAGUAGGCAUAGGAUUGCUACCUUAAUGGAUUUGCUUUUGGUAAGGGUCACUGCUACAGGAACUUAUUUAUACUGCUGAGGGUUUGGAGAAAAUGUUUUCUUUGUUUUUAGGUAAAGGUAAAAUUAUAGGUGCAGUAUUAAGCAGAUUCUACUUUCAUUUGCCUGGUAUGUAGUGAGUAGAAAAUAAACUAUAGUCUUUUCAUUCAAAGGACUAUGGUCCCUGGAUGCUUCACUCUCCUAGCCUUUUUCUUAAGCAGGUGCCUAAAAGACUGUUAGCUAUGUCCACACUUCCAUAUAUACUGUGUGCUGCCACUGCUGGUUUGGGACAUCACAUACACACAACAUUACGCCACAAUCCAUAUCUUAUGAAAUACUGUUUGAUGUGUUUCCUACCGAUCCAACUUCAGUCUAAAUUGAGAAAAAUAUGACCUCUCUGUUUUAAGUCAGUAAUGUUUAAGCAGGCUUAAUCCUAAAGUUCGCACGCUACCUGUUUCUGACCCAAUAUACUGAACGUAGCAGUGUAUUUAGCCUGAGUUGCUCAUAUUCGUUUUAAUUUUAUUAGGUUCUACAAGGCUUUUUUUCGAGCCAGAACUUAGUUCCAGCACCUUUCAGGUGGGCGCCAUUGACUUCCAGCUGUAGAGGCAUAGAAAAGUUUUCAUGAGCUGCUUGAAAGAUGCCAGUGGAAACUACUGAAAACACUCCUGUUUCUUCUGCAUCCAAUGUGCUCCCACUGUUCGUCUUGGAGGCAGUUGUUCACACAGAAGCCAUAUCUAUCCUGUGGUUUCUUAUGAAAUACUGCAUUUGGAUGGUUUUCCCCAGUGCUAUUGUUCUAGAAAAAUAGGUGCCGGAACUCACAAUGAAUGCCUCCCUUGUUUCUCUUAUAAUGGCCACGGUGCCCACCUGAGAGGUGCCGGAACUGAGUUCCAGCAAGUUCUUGUUUGGGAAAAAAGCACCAAACCAGUUUUGUUCCAAACUGAGAAAAAGAAUAGCCUAGCUGCAUUUUAAACUGGGCAGUGUAUACACAAACUAAAUACCUGACUUCUUGCUGAAGCCAGCUAGGCUACUACAUGGGGAACAAAUAACAAACCUUCCUCCAGAUGUUCUCAGCAAUCAAGCUGGAUUAAAAGGACUCACUCAAUAGGCCCUCAAGUUUUCCUGGGCACAAGUUAUUGCGGGCUUUGUAUGUAAACACCUGAUCUGCACUUGUUCUACAGGAUCAACAGCAUUAUGUCAGAUAUAAUAGACACCUUGUUAAUUACAGCUUCCAUAACAUACUGGCCUAAAUAUCUCUUCAGGCCUAUUCAAGCCCUACGGCAUCCUCACAAAAUUGCUCUAUAUUUUGCAUUUUAUUUCCCUUUGACCUCACUGCUUACAUAACCUCUAUGUGCCUGCCAGCUUAGGUUAACUCUUCAUGCAUCUCAUGACGUGGACUCUGUUCCACAAAACCAUAUGUCAUAAUCAAUUCAUUAAACUUUAAGGUGCCACAAAAAAUAUUUGCUAUUCCUGCUGCAACAGGUUAACAUAGCUGCCCACUUGGAAAUUGACACCAAACAAGAACAGGCGGAGAUACUAAUUAAUUCAGGUUGCAGUUCUGUACUGCACAUACUUCUCAGGGAGCAAUCCCUAUGGAAUUCAGUGGAGCUUACAACUGAGACCUCAGGGAGCCCUUCUGAACCAAUUUAAGACACUUGAGUGCUAAGUACUGAUAAAAGUGCAGUGUUUAAGUAUCUGCUGCUUCUUUGCAAAGGGAGAGAACCAGAACAGGUGGAGGCUGCACACCUUGUUUCCCAGCAGAGAAACAACCGUGUCAGUGUGAGCCCCUUCUGUACCAACGACAGACAAUUUUCAGUUUAGUUAGGUGCUGAGUAUUUGUAGAUCUGCAAGUAUCCACACUGUCUGUGCAAGGGAGGAAAAUCGAGAGAAAAUCAGGACAAAUGGCCCUAUUUCAGAGUCUUCAUUGGCCACACCCCAUGACUUUGUAGCAGCCCUGCCAGCUCUAAUGGGCACCAAGUGGCCCUGCUAAGCAGCAUGCGUCUGAAAACAUAGACGUUCAAGGGAAGCUUGGUCUGAAAAUGGCUGCUCGUUUCUUUCAUUUUGUUCCUGGAUUUGUUGUACAAAAUGGGGGCAAGAGAGACUGGAAACGAAAGUGGAAGACUUAAGACCUGUGCACUGCUCAGGGGAGAGGAUUUUCUCCCCAACCCUUUCAGCCUGUGCCAUUUUUCUGCUAUAGAUCCUACCCCCAGCCCUUUGUCUGUAGCUCAGUGGUCUAACUGAUGCUUUGCAUGCAGAAGGCUGCAGGUUCGAGCCUUGACAUCUCCAGGUAGCCUAGGAAAGAUGGACGCACCACUGCCAUCCAGGGUAGACAGUGCUGAGAUAGAUGGACCAACUCCUUCCUCCUAUGUCCUGCAAGUGAGGCAUUUACAUAUGUUGUUUGUGCAGCAAACAUGUGUUGUUCUUUCCCUAAGGGAAGUACCUUGAAAAGAGAACCAGAGGGCUCUGUGCAUUCCACUAUUCUGUAGCUGCAUUGCACAAAGACCAAAGUUGGUCUUGACUCGAGUGCGUAAUGAGCCAUGGCCUACCCACACCUUUUCUUCUUCUAAAAAUAGAGCACCUUUAACGUUCAUGAAAAUAAACAUGAAAGGGUGUGGUCAGGGCCUGUAAAAACCUCAGAAGCCAGGGUGGGCAUGGCGACUGAAUGUGCUGUUGAGCAGGAUUUCCAGUGGUAAGAGGUUUAUAGCACACCCCACAAUUAUAGGUACAAAAACCAGAAUGGGGUGGGGGUGGGGGACAUAGAUGGACAGACCACAUCGAUGGGGCGGGGAGAGAGGUGUUUAUUUUCAAUCCUCCUCCUGGUUGCCCAAGCCACUCUGAGUGGCUUCCAACACAUAUAAAAACAUAAUAAAACAUCAAUCAUUAAUUGUAACAAUCUGAUCCGAUAUAGAAAGUCACAAUAAUUAUGAAGUGUGUGUGUAUGUAAAUGUUGUUUUAAUUUUAAUAUGUGUAAAUAUUUUUUUUUAUUAUAGAAAUGGACUGUUUUCAAUGUAUCCCUUGCUGGGUACCUCUUGGUUUUGUAACGACAAUUAUGAUUAUUUCCUUGGCGAAGAAUGUAUCGUACUACUUGAAGGAAAAGAAAAGGAAAAGUAAGAGGCGGUAGAUUUUUUGGCUUAUGAGAUCCUUGUGCUUCAUCCAAAAUGCUGGCGUAUGAUUGCUAACAGGAGUGAUAUCCUGACAGCAUAUACAGUAAUCCCUUUGCUCAGAGACCUGUGUUGGUUUGCUGAUCUGCAACCAAGCCAAGUUCAAGGUGUUAUUAGUAGUAUAUAAUUCCCUUAGCAGCUUGGGACCAGAUUACUUGUGAGAUCGCCUGACCCCCAUAUAUAUCAUCUCAACCAUUUUAUGAUGUUUGUUCCACAUUUGCAAGAAGUUCUGUUGGUGUGGCAACACUCACACUUCCUGCAUAUUGAUACCAGGCAGGUGCCUUCUCUGCACUCUUUUUGGUGCCUGCUAAAAACCUUUUUUUUUUUGUUUGUUACAUAGCUAGACAUGUAGAAUGCUGAGAUGUAUCUAGUCUGGUUUAUAGCUUAUCAUUCAUUUUAAUUAUGUUUUAAAUAUUUUCAGUUGGUUUUAACUGUCCCCCCCCCCAUUGUAUUAUUCUUUUUAUAUCUCACUUUGAGGCUUUACAACAAUCAAGCGUAUAUAAAUCUUGUAAAAUAAAUAAAAUAGUUACUAGAACUCUGUAAAAUGGUUUCCUCCCUAAUGCGACCAAAGCUUCAGUUAUCCAAUAUAAUAAUGGGGAGAGUACCAGUGUUACAUAAAAUCACAAAUAUUUAUUCAGCAUUUCCUUUCAGUGCCAAGGAAUUAGGCUAGAUUUGAGCAAAGUUAAAUGCUAUUUUUUCUUAAGUAAAUGUCAUCUGUGUUUAGAUUGAUCAGUUUGUAAUUCAUAUACAAAAAUAAUACACGUUAAAAAUGCCAUAGUAAGUUUUCAAUAAUGUGAGGAGUAAUGAGAGCUCAGGGCUAGAACACAUGCUUUCUAUGCAGAAGGUCACAAAUUUUAUUUUCAGAGAGGUUGGACUACAUGAUCCUCUUGGUCCCUUCCCACUCUACAAUUCUAUGACUUUGCUGUGUUUUAAGUCACUCUGUGAUAUUGGGUGUGUAAGUGAGACUUUGUUGUUGCCAAUCAUAGCAGACUCUGAAGACUAUACUGGGCUUUAGGGACCCAUAUUCUUCUCUCUGUGUAAGUCUGCUUCCUGUGUGGAAGGGGAGCAGGUGGCGCUGUGGUCUAAACCACUCAGCCUCUUGGGCUUGCCAAUUGGAAGGUCGUCGGUUCGAAUCCCCACAACGGGGUGAGCUCCUGUUGCUCUGUCCCAGCUCCUGCCAACCUAGCAGUUCGAAAGCAUUUCAGUGCAAGUAGAUACCGUAAAUAGGUACUGCUGUGGCUGGAAGGUAAACGGCAUUUCUGUGUGCUCUGGUUUCCAUCACAGUUUCCCGUUGCUCCAGAAGCGGUUUAGUCAUGCUGGCCACAUGACCCAGAAAGCUGUCUUUGUACAAACGCUGACUCCCUUGGCCAGAAAGCCACAUGAGCACUGCAACUCUAUAGUCGCCUUUGACUGGACUUAACCGUCCAGGAGUCCUUUACCCUUUUUUACCUAAGUCUGCUUCCUGUGUGGAACUAGAAGUCUGGAAUUAGUCUGAAAUUAAUCUGGACAUGAUCACAAAGAGCUGCGCUCCUGCGACUGUAAAUGAGAAAAGGUAAAUUCUGCAGGCAAGACAGGUUGGAAAAACGUGCUUUGGAAAUUAUAGGAACUAUUUUAUUUUUGUAUGCAUUCGAAUAAGAGGGAUGGUGGAGUCUAGCUGGUCACCUGUGGGAGAGUUCAACCAAGGACGAUUGGGUUAAUUAUUAUUAAGUUACUUUGCACAUACUAGAUAUCCUCAGUUCUGGUUUUACUAUGCAUUUUGAUCACUUAAUUUGGGAUCUUAAAGGUUUUAAGAAAGCUUUGCUCUUGCACACUUUUACUACAGAGUUGCUUAGACACAAGAAAAUGUACAAAAAUAUGGAUUAAAUGAAAUUAUUAAGGGGAUAACAUCUAAACGGGAGCUGUUAAAUUUAGGCUGCUGUGCCUAAUUACUGACUUGAAAGGUGUAAGUCAGGAAAGAUUUAAAAUAAUAAAACAGCUUUAUAGAAGAUGAGUUAAAUGAAGGUGUGAAAUGAUUUCCUAAUUGACUCAAAAUAUUUUCCAGAUAAAAUAUAUGAAGACUAUCAGCAGUACGACCCAAGGUAUGGCAAAUGUUUUCUUUCCUUUUUUAUGGGUAAAAAGUGAUUGGGCUGGUAUGGAAAGUUAUCUUGAUUACAUAUAAAUACAAAUAUUUAUUUAAGACAUUUCUGUACGGCUUUUCACAUCAUUCACAUGAUUGUGAACAACUUUAAAAUUGCAAGAUUGGUAUUAAAACUGUCACAUAUAAAAUGCAGCUGAAACCUUGUCCAGAGUUAACAUCAAUAGUCAACCUACUGAAAAUGAAGCAUUAGCAAAAGCGUGAAAGCAUGGAAUUUUUAAUGUGACAAAAGGACCUUAAUGUUGGUGCUUGUCCAAUUUAGUGGGGGGCGGCGAGUGGUUCCAUAGAUUGGGCACCACCACCAAAAAGGCCAUCACCUCCUCGUGAUUGCCAAACAGAACUCUAUCAGCUGUAGCACAACCAAACUCUCUUGCAUUGUGGCAUACAAUAUAGCUAUAAUUUCUUUUAUAGCUCUGGUGAGUUCUAUACUGAAGAAUGCCCUGUUUAUGACAACCUGAAUCAUCAUCACCAUCAAGACAUACUAAGUAAGUUGAGCUUAAGACGUCUGCCUCCUGCACUUAGGAUAAUAUGUCAAAGCCUUUAUUGUGAGAGUAAGCAAAGAUUUGAAUAUUUUUUAUUUUUAUUGAAAAGGAACAGACUAUUGCAGUAUGUUUAGCACAGCUGAAUACAACGUAGCUGGGUACAAUGUUCAAAGGUGCAGUUGUAUACAAUAUAUACAGAUACAUUUAGAUUUGAAGAUUUUAAAAGCUCCCCCCCACACACAAGAAAUUAAAUGCUGAUACCUGGACGCCUGUCUAUCAUAUUAUUUUAACAGCCCAGGGAAUAUUCUAAAUGUAUUUUCAUAUUUUAUGACAUGUUUAAAACGGCCAUAUUGUAGAUUCUAAUUAAUUUGCUACAGCUCAGCGCAGGAUAUUUAAAUGAUUGGUAGCAUUACUCAACUCUUUUUUUAAAAAAAUGUUCUGUUUCAUACAAUCUCCAGAUGAAAGCUGCUAUGAACAAAUGAAUGCCCACCCUCACACAUCUGCCAGUGAAGUACAGGUAUUACUAUGGAGACUUGCUUUCUAGAGAAGGUUGACAUUUUGCAUCGGAGCUGUUUGUGUGAAUGUAAAUGCCAGAAUCGUAUGCUCUGAUACUCUUCAGUUGUCAGCUUGGUGCCCUUCUACUAGCAGAAGGCCUCUUCUGACCUCCAGGAAGAAUGUUAUUUAAUAAAAGUCCCUUCCUCUCCCCGCAAACCAGUCUUUAUGUUUGCACAAAGCUCUUUCCACAACCUUUCUGAGGCCCCCUAUUUGCACCUAAUUCAGAUGUUUUAAGGUGCUGCGCUUCAAGUCAUCUUCUGCUAGUGCUUCUGCAAAGGUUCACUGAAUAGCCCCAAUACAUAUUCUCCUUAUACUCCAGUUAUUGCGUUUACACUUAAAGUCUUUAUAAACAGUUAUUAAGCACCACCAGUGUGCAUGGCACUAUACAAAGUGUUGUUGUUUUUUUUAAAAAAAGUUGCAAACCUAAUAGUAAGACAAAUAAACAAUGGCUCCAUUCACACUAGUUUGUUCUGUUUUCUUUACAUUUCCCUCACUCUUAUUUUGCGCAUUAUAUUUGAGCUUUCACACGAGGCACUUCUGAGAAACUAAUGGAGCAAGUUUCCCGCUCAUUUCUGCUUUAGGUGAUUCUGGAAAAAUCCAUUUGCAGCCUCCUUAACCUGGGGGUUUUGUGCAGUGAUUUCCCAGCCUUUUUCAUAUGUUCAUGCCACAGCCACUCAUGUGACGAGCCAUGAGGUGGCAUACUGGCAUGCACUGUGUUACCUGCCCAUUGCAAGGUGUGUACCUUUCCCCCUUUUGCCUGACGAGAAAGUGUGCCAGUGUUUUGGCACAGAAAUCCAUUCUAGGUAAAGCCUAGAAGAAUGGCAGAAAGCAGAGAGAAAGGAAUAGCGUGGAGGAAUGACAAGGGUGAAUGACAACAUGUCGGUCACAGAACAGGUGUGUUCAGUGUGAAAGUUAGAAAAGGGGACAGAAGCGCUGGCCUUAUAAUCUGUUAAACUAAUGUAAUAAACCCCACAUACUGCAACCUCAUAGGUUCUUUUAAAAAUAACUACAAUCCCAUGACUAAAUAAUAUGAAUUACUUAUUCUUUGCCUUUUUGUAGCAGACAGCCGAGCGUCAGAUGUGCUAUGCUUCCUUGGAUCACAGUGUCAGGAGGAAACACAAAAACCCUCGAAAAAAGAAAUAUCCUACCUUGGAAGUGGAUGAAGAACAACUCACCAGAAGCAGCAACUUACCCUCAGACUCCUGCAUUUACCUCAACAGUGAACAACUGAACGCUGAGAAUAAACUGUCUGAGGAUCCAACUCAUGAUGAUCCUCACAGACUAUUUGGGUUAAUUCACACUAUGAAUGAUGCCAAUUUUUAGUAGGAAUUUGGCCCAGCCGAGUUAAUGUAGCUGAUAAAAUACUUGGAAAACAACUGAAUAACUGGGUUGAUACCAGGUAGCUUAAAAACUAAUUAGCUGAAUAGGAAGGAUGUUUGUUCAGUAAUAGCUCUACAUUUAUCUGACCUUGGCCUAGCAGGGUCCAUUGCCAAGUAGAUGGUCAACUGAGAAAUAAUAUACUGUGUGUGUGUGUGCGUAUAUAUUUAUGGGGACAGGCUGGCACUAUGGUCUAAACCACUGAGCCUCUUGGGUUUGCUGAUUGAAAGGUCAGCGGUUCGAAUCCCCGCGACGGGUUGAGCUCCCGUUGCUGUCCCACCUCCUGCCAACCUAGCAGUUCGAAAGCACACCAGUGCAAGUAGAUAAAUAGGUACCGCUGCGACAGGAAGGUAAACGGCGUUUCCAUACACUCUGGCACUCAUCAGUCCUCCAUGUGCCAGAAGUGGUGUAGUCAUGCUGGCCACAUGACCCAGAAAACUGUUGGACUGCUAGAUCACAUCAACUUCUUAAUGGGAGACUUGACUGAACUGAAACUCUGUCUGACAGGGUGCUUAUGUAGAUAAGCCUGAUUCACACAGGAAAUUCCUUUUCUCCCCUCAUACUGUUUCAGAGCUGACCCCAUUCCCAUAAACAUGUAUGUACAAACCAGGGCACGU
Messenger RNA from Podarcis lilfordi (Lilford's wall lizard), 9605 nucleotides. The record is from the annotation of a GenBank genome assembly. Lineage: Eukaryota; Metazoa; Chordata; Lepidosauria; Squamata; Lacertidae.